Penicillium paradoxum is the source of this 1893-nucleotide messenger RNA. RefSeq names its product transcription factor domain-containing protein. The record is from RefSeq and is a predicted model, not a curated record. Gene Ontology annotation, molecular function: DNA binding; zinc ion binding. Gene Ontology annotation, biological process: DNA-templated transcription. The transcript has a single exon. Lineage: Eukaryota; Fungi; Ascomycota; Eurotiomycetes; Eurotiales; Aspergillaceae. The coding region runs from base 1 to 1893 and encodes 630 amino acids.
AUGACGACUGCUCUUCCCGGAGGGAAAACGAACAUAGACCAGGCGGAUGCCAUACCCACACGAUAUCGACACACACUAGGCCCUCAGUCCCCCUUAGUGGAUUUUAUCUCGACUUUACCUCCAUAUGAAGUGGCAUCUCUGCUUGUGGAUACUUACUUUGACCGAGCCCACUGGUUCAUACUUGUCUUCCGCCAGGAGGAUUUUCGUGCAAAAUGGCAACAAUUGUACCAAAAUCUUGCAGAAAGACCCACCGAAAUCAAUUUUGGUCUCGACUUCAUUAGCACAUUGUUCAUGGCCAUGGUAAUCGGACUACAGUACGCAGGGCCUCAUAGACGGCGGCUGUUGAUGGCGCAUAACGUUGAUGCAACGAUUCUGAAAGAUACCAUGCUCGCUUUAGUCCGGGCUAAGAUGAUGGAUAUCGUUGCUUUGGGAUCCUUAGAAGCGGCACAAACUUGCAUUAUUCUUGGUACCUAUUAUCUAUAUCAUGGGGACCCCGGACUAGCAUGGCCGAUUUGUGGAUGCGCACUACGCAUUGCACAAGCCUUGAAUCUGCAUCGUCGGAUAGAUAUUGCCCCCGCACGUCUUGCAUCCAUGUCAUUAGAUAUGCGCCGCCAAUACGAAACAAGGAAACGUUGUUGGUGGGCAAUCUAUGAAAUCGAGGCAUUUUGCUCAAUGUCCUACGGAUUUCCUCAAGCCAUCAGAGAUAUUGAUUGCGAUAUCGAUUUGCCGGAUCCUAUGCCCAUCGGACAAUCACUUCCUUCGUCCAAUGCAAUGAGAGAGGAGCAAGUCAGCCUUCUUUCCUACAAGUACUUGAUGUCCAAGCUAUCAAUUCUCACCAAACUCAUCCUGACAGAAAUAUAUGGGGCUAAUCUCAGUGGGCCACAAGGACGAGGUCAGCCAUGCGAUUUUGCAAACUGUAACUCGACAAGACACCAUUUGGCCCAUGUGAUAGCCUUCCUGGAGACCAAGUUGCUAAAAUGGAAACAAGAAAUCCCGCCACAACUUCAUCUCAACAACCCCGAGACUGCAUCAAUCAAUUACACUUCCGUAGAAGAGACGGACCAAGAUAUCGGCGCGUCCGGUCCGAAGUUCGUUAACUACAUCUAUCAACUCCAAGCCCUUGCCCUCGGAAUUGCAUACGAAAAUGCUAAGCUCCUGGUUUAUCGUCCUCUCUUGCAAUACAAACAAAUCCCUAAAGUCGGCAUGACACCCACCCACUCCACCGGCCCUUUAUAUCAAACCCUAUAUCAUUGUCGGGAUGCUGCUAUCAAGAUAUCAGAGAUUGGAUCCGCGUCGAUCUUCUCGUUGGCAGCAGAUACAUACGCAGCUGCUUUCAUCGGCAUCCACACCUUCACUGCUGGUGUCACACUUUGCAUAUUGACCAGUAUCGAACCAUUGACGUUGGAAUCCCACAAAUCCAAAAUGGGAUUGCACCGACUGCUGGGCAUGCAGAGGACUUUGGCCCCGAAUUCACAACUAGCUGCGCAAGGACUGGGGAUUCUUGAACGGCUAACGAGGUUGGUUAUGGAAAAAGAGUUGAAACAAAUGCUUGCACAGACCGACACUCAAGCAACUAUGGUAUCUACCGCAACUGAAGGGCAGAGUUAUGGAUCUCCCUCUGUAGGGACCGGAAUGUCAGAACGAGUUGAUGGGUCAGUGAAUGACUUCGCCAACUUUGACUUCAGGGAAGAUCCUACCAUCUCACAGACUCUUUCGGAUUUUGACAUGGCGAUAUCUGGUCGGAUGCCUGCGGAAACCGGUGCUGUAGUUGAUGAUCUGGAGAGACAGCUUUUCCCUGAACUCUGCGACACCACUGACAGAUUUGCCCAGCAGCAGGCGUGGAUCUGGGGUGGUGACUAUUUAGCUCAUUUCCCGGGCUUUGCUGAUGCCUGA